Molecule: messenger RNA, 9131 nt
Organism: Cherax quadricarinatus
Lineage: Eukaryota; Metazoa; Arthropoda; Malacostraca; Decapoda; Parastacidae
Source: RefSeq, a predicted model, not a curated record
CUGGUGGCCGCACCCGCAAGUACCCCAGAUAGGUAAACAAUUUUGAACAUGCCUGUGAUAAUUUUACUCCCUGAGUUGUAGUUACGUGACAUGGGCUUAUCAAGGCGGUCUGAUAUCCUUGUGGAAGACCCUGAGAACGUUGUGAGCGAGGCAGCCAGGAGAUAGCGCGGGGGAGUGACACUGUGGGAGACAAGUGAAGGUGACAGGUAAAGUCUGUCAUCUCUAGGUUGAAAUAAACGUUUCCUGUCAUGAGUUGAUAUAGAGAAAUCUCUAACAGCAGGGAGGCUCGUGGGUCGCCAUGUUUCGCUCAGCGUGUGACUACCUGGCCAGUAAGGCCGGUGUGGACAUCACUGGCGACGCCGCCAGUGAUGAAGACUCCUCCAAGGAAAAUUCUUUAAUCAAUGGUCAGAGUCAGUUCCCAGCAGGAGCUUCACCCAAGGUGUCCCCAGUGGUCAGCUCUCCCUGGGGCCACACACUGACCCCUAGGACCCCUGCACCGGCACAUACCCCCACGGCACUGCAGCAGAGACUGCUGCUCGACCGUAAUCUCUCCUCCACAGCAUCCAAGCAGAAUGUUCCUUGGAAUGACUUAAGCUUUGCUGCAGAGGUGGUGAGCCCAGGCUUUGCCAGCCGUGUGGUGAGGGAGGCUCAAGCUCAAGCUCUGAACCACAGGAGCCCUGCGGAAAGUCGAAGGCAAUAUCCAACAGCCCAAGAGAAGUUUGUCCGUGCUGGGGUCCUUCCAAAUGUCUGUUUAGGUGGCAGAACAAAAACAGUUUUAACGCCACGAAGAACUCCUACCACACCACUUCUUCCAUUAGGCCGUUCAUCAUCGUCAACUUUCUCUUCAACUCUUUCUUCAGAUUUUCUUACCUCUACUACACCGAGGAUGCCAGAUAUUCGUUCAGUAGCGUCAGUACUAGAGCCAAGCAGCUCAUCCAGUGAAUGUGCGCGUGACCCAACUAGUGUUCAGGCAGUGGUUGCAGCUCUACAGCAAGCUCAGGUUGGCAAGGGCAUCAAAAGAGGAUCUUGUUAUAUAGAACCAGAAGACUUGAGCAAGAGACAAAAGUGUACCACCACAGGCACCAUUGUGUCGUCUUCCAUGCCCAUCAACUAUUCUAGGGAUUACAUGGAAGAUGGUCAGAACUGCAGUAGUAAUGGCACCACGAGUGGGGGUGGGGAGAAGCGUGCGCUAGACCUUAGUCCUACUUCUCAGGGAAGCCCUCGGCAACUGAGUCCCGAGAACAAGAAGCGAUGUGUCCUAGACCCAAUGACAGCAUCGUUCUCAUCGUCUAAACAUAUUAUGGAACUUGGAAUGCUUCAAGCAAAUGGACGAGACACGCCCUUCUCCAUGUAUGACUCUCGACGAGACACAGAUUCUGACAGCAAUCCAAGUGUUGGGUCUGCACACUCCAAAAACUCAGAGCAAUCGUUACACCGUCAGACAAGUGAAGCUACAGGAGGAGAUUCAUGCAUUAUCAGUCCAGGACCUUCUGAACGUGACCCUUCUGACCGUUCAGGGUCUCACACACCUCAGAGUACUCGUGGGGAGGGCUCUAAUAGUAGUGGUGCUGUAGGAAAUGGAGGCACUGCCAACACCUCUCGCACCUCAACACCAAGGAACCCGACCCCACCCAGGCCCACGCAUGUUAUAUCAUUGGAGGCAUAUAAAGCAGAAAAGGCGAAGAGCCAGCAGAGACUCAAGAAGAUGUUGGGGAUGCUCUUCCAUGUUAAAGAGGGUGAAGAGUCUCAGCCGUCAAAAUCUGGGGAGUCAACGCCAACUGCCUCAGGUUCUUCUCUUAUUGAGGUCACACCUACAGUAGCUUCAAGUUCAACUCCACCAGUUGCAUUGAAUUCAAACCCAACAACGUCCUCUGGAACCUUAGAAACUGCAGCUCCUUCCAUCCCUACCACAGAAACUGGAGAGUUUGAAGCACCAUCUAAUUCAUUAACAAAGAACACAACUGAAGAGAAUCCUUCUCCAUCGUGCAUCAGUAUUAUUCAAACAACAUCUUCAGAAGGAACUAAAAGUGAAGUGUCUGCUUCUUUCACUCUCUCUCUCAAACCACCUAGUAUCUCAGCAGCUACCAGCAAGGACAUUGACUCUGGUAACAAAGAUGAUUUAACAACAGAAGAGGGAGAGGGAAGCAACAAUGUGUCAGUUACUGCUAUGUUCAAGCUUCCUGCAACUACCAAGAGUGAUAGUACUAAGGAUAAUGCAGAAAAUGAGGCUGAUUUCUUGGCUCCCUCCACAACUGAAUCCCCAGAUGCACCUAUUUCAUCACCAUCACUUGUAGACUUCUUAAAAGCCACCUCAUCAGCAAAGAAUGGGACAGCACCUGCCUUACCUUUGUGUGGAAAUACUACUAUAGAAAACAAAACUUCUACACAACCAACAUCUGUUUCUGAGUCAAACCAGACAUCUGUAAUUUUACCAUUAACCCUUCCCUCCAGUACAGCAGUUAGCCAAGGAAGUACAGGGGUGUUUACUUUUGGCCAAACUUCUGUCCCAUCUAUGAAUAAGCUUACUUCUACUCCAUCAGUGUUAUCUCUUAAUUUUCCUCAUGCUGUAAGUUCUGUUGCAAAUACAUUUAGUUUCACUGCACCAUCUACAACUAAUUUUGCUAACAGUCCAUCAAGGACAGUUGAAGAUGCACCAUCGUCUUCAAAGUCAGUCACUUUGACAUUUGGAUCUGGUAAUACAAACAAGCCUGUUGACUUUCAGCAGUCUAGUUUUGAAGUUACAUCGAGUUGCAAUAGCAUCACUUCAACUGGAAGCGUAAUGUCUAGUGGCUUCUUUAGCAACACCCCCAUUACAACUGAAACUCCAACCACAACUCAAGUAGGAUUUGAUGCUUCAGCAAUUACUUCCACUGUAGCUGAAUCCUCAUCCAAUUCUUCAGGUGGAUUGUUCAAUUUUGGUAGUAGGAAUAUUGCUUCCACUACUCAACAGUCUCCUUUUCCAUUUUUGGAUCCUAAGAAGUUGCCAUCUUCAACUGACUCAACUACUUUGAGUACAGUUAAUACCACUGGGUUUUCAUUUGGUACAUCCCAGACUUCUGCCUCCCCUGUUUUGCCAUUUGGAUCCACUGGAACCACUCAGGCAACCCCUUCAUCAACAUCAUCAGGAUUUGGAAGUGGCUUAACAUUUAGCAGUCAGACAGGGUCAACAGCUCCUACUACAGUACCACCUGCUUUUGGUUUAUCUACAGCAUCUGUUACAGGUCCACCACCUUUUUGUGCAACAGCAGCAGUUAGUACUGCUCUUCCUACAUUUAGUUCAACCUCAGUGACACCAUCAACUUCAGCAUCAAAUCAGGCCUCGCAUUUUACCUUCGGACAGACAAUGGUAUCCCCUUCAACUACAACUGCAUCUUCCUUGCCCUUUGCAUUUGGCUCUACAUCUACACAAGUAGCCUCAGGAUCAUCCUCUGGUGUCUUUCAAUUUGGCAAAGCAGCAGCACCAGCAGCUACAGUUACACUUCAAUCAUUUACCCCUGCUGUAGCAAGCACUCAGAGCAAUACUGCUACUUCUUCCUUGUUCGCCUUUGAUGCAGGUGGAACAAACACUUUAACUACAGCUGCACCAUCAGUUACAUCUCCAUAUACUUUUGGUCCACCUAAAACAAACACCACAGCUCCGGCAUUUGGUUCCACUACAAAUACGUCUGCCAAACCUGCAGCACCAUCUGGAUUCAGCUUUUCUUCAGUGCCAACUGCAACUACAACUUCUGCACCAACAACAGGUUUCACAUUUGUCUCUCCAGCUUCAUCUCCAGCUACUGGAUUUCAGUUUGGUUCAUCACUUGUAACUCCCUCAGCUAAUAUAAAAUCUAGUUCACCAUUCACUUUUGGCAGUAGUGCCGCAAAGACUUCGAAUUUUGGUGCUAGUACAGCAUCUCCCUUUAGCUUUGGAGGAAGUGCUACUGCUGCCCCAUCAUUUGGAACUAACCAAAGUCAAAACUUUGGUGCUCCAACAACAGGUGCACCAACUUUUGGAACAUCGACACCCAGUUUUGGAACUACAGCAGUCAACCCAACAUCUCCAUUUGGAUCAACUAAUGCUUUUGCAGCAACAUCCCCAAGCUCAUCCUUUAACCCUCCCACCUUUGCACCAACACCUAAUAACAAAACGGGUAGUGGUGCUAAUCUUUUUGGAGCGCAGGGAGCAUCACCAUCUUUUGUAAGCUCUAAUAAUCCAGCCCCAUCUCCAAGCUUUGGCAAUGCAGGAGCAGCUGGUAGAUUUAGUACCCCACAAGCUUCCACAUUUGGAGGGGCAACCUUUAACAGCGAUAAAAAUGUGACUGAUAAAAGCUCAGCAUUCCAGUUUGGUCAAGGGGCUAAUGGUACCCCAUCAUUUCCUGCAAGUCCUUCAACAUUUGGAGGAGGUGCAAAUCCCUCAACAUUUGCAGGAGCUACCAGUCCUCCAACAUUUGCAGGGGUUACCAGUCCUACAUCAUUUGUUGCUGGACCUUCUGCUACUGGUACAUCUGGAGGGCCUGUAUUCCAGUUUGGUUCCUCCAAUCCUCCAUCAUUUAAUGCAGGCAACACUGCAAGUUCUGUUGCUCCGAGGAGACCGAGGGCCCGUGUUCCAAGACGACAUCGUUAAUGAGUGCAGCUCUGUCACACUGAAACCUUCGACAUGAACAAUUACAAGAUUAAGAAUCAUAUAUGCAUAUUUAUCCAGUAUCAGAUUACUUCUUAAUGCUUUCAUCUUCUAUUUGGUGCGAGUGUAGAAGAUGCCAUUCAGAUGUUUGAUGUACUGUAUAUAGCUAUUAGCUUUUUAAAAUUAAGGCAUGUGUUAGGAAGUGUAUUUAAUGUGUAAUCUAGAGUAAUACCGUAAGGUGAUGUGGAUCAUUAUUACAAGUGGGUGCUAUCAAAAACAUUUAUUAAUUUAUAAUAAAAGUAAUUGUGUUUGGAAGUGUUUCUCAUCAUGGCUGCUAAUAUCAAAUAUAUCAUCUUACGGUCAGCUGACUUAUUAUUAGGUAGUAUCCUGUAUUCUUAUACAACUUCUUAUCUUAGAGAAAAGUACCCCACAGCAAAAUCCUGUUUGUACUAAAAUUUGGUAAUGUGUGUGUUGAGAAACCUGUCUCUUGUGUUCCUUCACCCAAUAUUUCCACUGUGUUCAUAUUUACUUUCACUUAAUUUUUCAAAUGUGCUUAAUUCUCUAAAUAUGUCUACAAUACAUCAGCACCUUGUGAAUGCACACAGUGAGGUUAGAAUCAUUUUAUCCCAAUGCAUGCACACCAUACAAGGCAACUAAAAUGCCAAAAGCAAGGGAUUGGUUACUCCAUUCCCAGUAAUUACUAACCAAAAAGGGAAAUACGGAAGUGUAUGUUUUCCUCUGGUUUUCCUGCUUCUACUCAAAAUUUUUAACUAAUAAGAAUUACCUAGAGAAACUUCAUGUCUGUGUUUUUAAGAUCUCUUGACACGAGUUUUAUUUAGGAUGAUAUCCAGAGGGCUGAGGAGGGAUUGUUGAGGUAGUUUGGACAUGUAGAGAGGAUGGAACGAAAUAGAAUGUCUUCAAGAGUGUAUAAAUCUGUAGUGGAGGGAAGGCAGGGUAGAUGUCGGCCUAGGAAAGGUUAGAGGGAGGGGUUAAGGGAGGUUUUGUGUGCGAGGAGCUUGGACAUCCAGUAAGCAUGCGUGUGCGUAUUAGAUAGGAACGAAUGGAGACAAAUGGUUUUUAGGGCUUGAUAUGCUGAUUGAGUGUGAGCAGGGUAAUACUAUUUAUGAAGGGAUUCAGGGAAACCGGCAGGCCGGACUUGAGUCCUGGAGAUGGGAAGUACAGUGCCUGCACUCUGAAGGAGGGAUGUCAAUGUUGCAGUUUUAUAAUUGUAGUGUAAGUGCACCUAUGGCAAGACAGUGAUGGAGUGAAUGAUGGCAAAAGUUUUUGUUUUUCAGGCCACCCUACCUUGGUGGAAAACGGCCAGUGUGUUAAUAAAACAAAAUUCCAUUCAUGGAAGAAGCACUAAAUUCAUGGGGGGUGGCAAUAUAAACACAAAUGCAGUAUAAUGUGAUCCUUUAUUGACUACGUUUCGCCCACACAGUGGGCGGUAUUUUAUACCAUUUAUUUCCUUCAUGGGGGGUCAUACAGUACCUGGGUGAAUGAGGGGGAAAUAUCUGAUCCAAGGAAGGAGGGGGUAGGCAAAUUCCUUGGAUCAAAAGGUCAUCACUUAAGGGCUUACAUAGGAUUGACAAGAAGCAUGAAUUCACACUUAAAACACCAUAAAUAUAGAUUCAGGCAUGAUCAAGUUUUGACUUCUCUGUUUAUUCAUGUAAGAUAUUUUAAUCAUAUUAUUGGUUGGUUUAAACUAAAUUUUUAUGUUCAAAUUAGUUUCUUAAAAGCAAUUUAAUAGUCAGAACAUAAGUUCUGGAUUUUACAAGCUGAAGUCGUUCAUAAUUAAUAAAAUGUCUGACAUACAUACUUUGUUCAUGCAAGUAUGUUUGCACAGUUUAACAAGAAAAACACCCUAGCAUUUACUUCCUUUACAACCCCAUCUAUAAAUAUAUUAAACAACCAUGGUGACAUUACACAUCCCUGUCUAAGACCUACUUUUACCGGGAAGUAGUCUCCCUCUCUUCUACACACCCUAACCUGAGCCUCACUAUCCUCAUACAAACUCUUUACAGCAUUUAAUAACUUACCACCUAUUCCAUAUACUUGCAACAUCUGCCACAUUGCUCCUCUAUCCACUCUAUCAUAUGCCUUUUCUAAAUCCAUAAAUGCAAUAAAAACUUCCCUACCUUUAUCUAAAUACUGUUCACAUAUAUGCUUCAAUGUAAACACUUGAUCUACACAUCCCCUACCCACUCUGAAGCCUCCUUGCUCAUCCACAAUUCUACAUUCUCUAUAUCUCUCUCUCUCUAUAUAUAUAUAUCUAUCUCUCUAUAUCUCUUUUUGUUUUUUACAGUGCACUGGGACAUGGCCCUUCUCAUAUAUGUAGUUCCAUUUGCAAAUUACUGGAAUGUAUGAUUAAAAGGAAGAUACCGAGCUAUGUACUUGGAAACACUUAGUCCCCACCAGUUUGGAUAUAGCAGGGGUCAUUCCACCAUAGACCCUGCUAAAGCAUCAUCUUAAAAAAGUCCUGAACCUCUAGGGAAGUCAUACAGUGGUGUGUGGGAAAUAAUCAGGUUUGUUCCAAGGAAGGGUAGGGUAGCAUGAUGGCAUCACGUCAAAUGGACCAUAGAUCCUUCAUUCCUUGAUAAGCAUUAUAAAUGCCUUGGUUGUAUCUAAAUGCAGUUAUGGUGAUCAAGUAUAUUCAGCUUCAGCAGCUUCUCUUUCUGGACUUGUCAUUCAUCUUCAGGAAUUGUUUGUGCCGGGGAGCCUUGUUCACCUUGAGGAGCUUCACGAUCCUGGAGUUUACCUGGAAGUUUACCUGCAAAACUACUGAAUUAACUCCUUCAGAUGUUGCAUACCUUGGUCUGUUUUCCCUUUCUCUUCACUGUUUCAAUUAUAUCCCUCUCUCCUUAUAUCCCUCUCGCUUGCAUUGUGAUUUCAUUUUUGCCUUUGUAGGUAUGUUGUAAUUAGUUAAUUUUGAUUGUUUAGACAACACUGUAAUCUAACUAAUCCUUACCUGAUCAUAACGUACAUUGAGGAAUCUGCUUAAAAGCUUGAAAAAAACGGCUAUUUGUAAACAGUCAGAAUUUUGACUGUUGCUUUUAUCCUCUUCAGCACUUCCCUUUUCACAGUUCUUUUCCUUGAUGUCAGCACAACUCAGGCUUGAAGCCCUACAUAACCCUUACAGGUUUAGAGCAUUUAUGUGAAUGUAUCAUAAACUAAUACAUGUAAUCAUGGUGGAAGCAAAAUUGAAGAAAAGAGGGAACCUGAUGAUUGGGAUAAUGUGUACAAGAAAAGUGACUAGGAAUGAGGCAUUUUAUAAGCAUGUAAUUCAAUCAUUGUUAGGAAUCAAAAUUCAGGUACUGUGCUGAAAAAAAAAUUAUUAACCCAGUGUCAAACUACAGGAAAGCCAAGAAAUGAGCUAGAAAUAAGUACCCUUGGGUGAGGAGGCAAGUGGAAAGCCCAUUUCAAAUUGCCAUAGCAACAAAGGCAAAGAUGCGAUCAAAGCUACUUUGCAGCCAUAUCAGAGGGACAGUGACAGAAAAAGCAUCAUGAUAAUAUGAAACAAGGAAACAACAGGAAUUUUUGAAUAAGUGGUUUCUGGAAUUUAAGCCUAUCAAAAGCAAAGCCAUGCAGCUGAAAAAGCAGACAGAAGGCAGAAUACCAACGAGAAGGGUUUUCCUACGGUUAAAAUAUUCUUAUGAAGAGGACCUCUAGCUUAAUCAUAAGAAUUUGCAUAAUUGAUUUAACACACACUAACAUGCUUACCAUUUCCCAAUGAGAUAGGGCUGAUUUAACUUCAAUGGAAUAUUAAUUUUGUGAUUAUUCAGACUCGUGACUAAUGAUUUAAAGCAAAAAAUUGCUGUAUAGCCCUUGUGGCUUAGCGCUUCUUUUUGAUUAUUAUUAUAAUAAUAAUUAAAGCAAAAAUUAAUACACACUUGGUUUGGCAAAAUGAUCAUUGCCAAAUGAGCCAUGUGGGCAAGUUCAGCUUCAAAAGCAUGACACACAUUAAAAAUAGGAAGCUGGUAGGCAUCAGUCAUGCUUGUAGGUGCUACCAUUCUGACAGUACAUUAAAUGUUCAGCAUUGUUGAUGAGUUUGCUGGUCUUUCUUUCUCUUGAUCAUGUAAAUUGGCAAUCAGAUGUUACAAACUUCUACCUACAUUAAAUACACUUGGCCAUAAGGUAGGAAAUACAUUCACCAGUGCUCCUUAGUUACUAUUCCGUAAGGGCAAAGGUAUAAUGGGUCACUGAUGAAUAAGCAAAUUACAACAUCCCCCACCUAACUAGGAAGUGCAGACACUUAUUCCCACUUCCAAAACCCAAGUCUGGCAUUCCGAUUUUCCUGAAUCUCUUCGUGUACAGUAAUAGAUAUAGUGCCAUACACCCAUACUAAUAGCACAUCAAAUCUCAAAGACCACUCACCUGCACUCUAAUCUCCUCUCAGUGAGUGUUGAUGCAGAUGAAGGGUUCUUAAUACCAGAAAUUGAAGCUACCCUCUGUUCUCUUGGAUUAAACCCAAUAACCUCUCACUUCCAAGGUUUUGCAUGACCCUACUGUUGUUAGGUAAGACACAUAU